GUCGCUAGGGUGGCUGACAAAGUUGGCACGUUCUUCCGAUUUUGAACAAUCGAUCUUAUACUUUCAUUUUAACAUUAUAAGCUAUCGAAACUUCAUUUCAAACAUAAAAGAUGGGAGAUGAUAGAGUUAUUAGAAUCAAAGACGCGAACGGCUACAACACCAUGAAGACUUAUAUCGGGGGCCUGGUGGACGUCAGCCUGUUCACUAGUAACAUCUCCCAGCUAGUGACGAUCACCAGAUCAACGGGCGGUGUCGACACAGGCCAGGAGAUUGGAAGGGUAGUGUUACUUGCCAUCACCAUGUUUCUCCAAGUGGUUCUGAUGGUCAUACUCAUCUAUCAAGGUUCUGUAGACAUCAACAAACUUGGAAAAAGAACCACACCAACACCGGUAAAUUCGGCGGUAACGCAACAUUGGAGCUGUUGUUGUGGUUUUUGCCGGACUGCUGCUUCAAGAGCAAGUGAAACAAAUCGGCAAAAUGAAGCAACAACAACAACAACAACAACAGAAAGGAGUUGGACUUGUUGUGUGUGUCUUUGCAAUACUAAUUCAAAAAUCACAACCAAAAGUCCAACUUCGGAGCAUGAAGAACAAGUACAGCAAAAUGAAACGAAGAAAACAAGGGAUGAACAAGAAAAUUCCCUCAACAGCAUGAAUACAGGUGCUACAUAUCUGAGCGCUAUUGUGGUGUUACUUAACAUCGCCAUUACUGCUUUGCAGGUGUAAAACUAGGUCCUGUACAACAGUUAAAUACAUAGUUCUCUUGUAUAACCAACUGUCCACUAAUGGUACUGCAGCGGAACUUCCGGUUUUGAUAUUUUUGUGAUCUAAACAUGCUAGGGGAAUUGUGCGUGAUAGACACCGCUUGUGUUCGAGACAGCUAUUGUGCGCGGAAAGGCCAUAUUUGGAAGUUAUUAUAUAUAUAAAGUGAAGGUGAACAUCGCAAAUAGCAUU
This is a messenger RNA of Branchiostoma belcheri (Belcher's lancelet), 953 nucleotides long. RefSeq lists its product as uncharacterized. Gene Ontology annotation, biological process: tissue regeneration; cell adhesion. The transcript is spliced from 2 exons. Gene Ontology annotation, cellular component: membrane. The coding region runs from base 111 to 725 and encodes 204 amino acids. The record is from RefSeq and is a predicted model, not a curated record. Lineage: Eukaryota; Metazoa; Chordata; Leptocardii; Amphioxiformes; Branchiostomatidae.